Molecule: messenger RNA, 669 nt
Organism: Alternaria incomplexa
Lineage: Eukaryota; Fungi; Ascomycota; Dothideomycetes; Pleosporales; Pleosporaceae
Exons: 1
Coding region: 1-669 (222 amino acids)
Source: RefSeq, a predicted model, not a curated record
AUGGUGCACCAGUUACCUCGGGAACUCCGCGAUAUCAUCUACACGUACAUCCUCGAGAGCCGGUGUAGCAACCGUCAGCAUCAGGUGCUCAUGGUCGAUAAUCCCACGGCCUGGAAUCUUGCAGAGUUCACUAGCAACCCCACGCAACUCGGUAUCAAGAGACGUACCGUCAAAGGCGAUGAGAUUCCACAUUUCGCAGUAUACGAACACGUCAACGAGACCUACCGAAUCGAGUUAGCAGAGACUCUCUACCGUACCAAACUUCUCCGGGUGGCAAGCAUGCAUGAGCUCAAGUUCACACUGAACUACGACGUUCUCGUGACUAGCUGCGAUCCGAAGGAGCAUAUACGCCACAUUCAAAUCGAGCUUAAAUUUGACUGUGGUACCAAGACACAAGCUCAAUACGCCAAGCAGCUUGAACCCUUGUGGUACCUUCGUCAGAUCAAACAUCUCGAGGGACUGAAGGUGGGAUUCAUCGUCCACUUCAUAUACGAUGACGUUAUCCCGCUUCUGGAGGAAGCCACAGCACUAUUAGUUCAGUAUUUGGUAUCGGAAGGUGCGAAAGUGGGUUGGUACAGGAAGGGAAGGGGUAAUGAUGCACCAAGCAAACUUGUCAUGCCUGAGCGAAACUUCGGCAAUUCUCUACAAGAGUCCAAGGACAUGGUCUGA